GAACGAGGCUGUUGUGAACUUCCUGUUUCCUAGUACGAUGCGCAUCCAGUAUCCUGUAAUUUAUAUUAAAUGACAUUGAACCUAUCAGUAUUGCUGCUCUUGAUUUAGGACAAGAACAAGAAUCUCAGGAAGAAAAGAACGCCUCCAAAAGGAGGAUGUCUAAAGUUUUGAAAAAGAGAAAUGAUAGAAGGCGCACUAAGAAAAAAGAAUUGCGUUGCUCUCGACAAAUUCAAGAUGAAGUGGCAGAAGUUCAGUCCAGCAUUGGAGACCUUGUAUUGGCAGCUGAGUUAAUGGAAAAAGUGAGUGAAGAAACACGCCGAGGUCUUGGAGAGAUUAGUAAAUGUAUAACACAUGACCAUGGAGAUUACUGUGUGCCGGAUGACCCUACAGUUUUGAAACAAAUGGUGAAGGAGUUAAAGAAAACCUCAUACCAUCAGAACCAGCUCCUCCUUUCACUGCAUGAAUCAUUGGACGAUAAAGAGAAGCAAUGUCAAGAACUACAGGAGAAGCUGGAAAAUGAUCGGUGGAUGUUGAUAGCUAACAUGGGCCAACAAAUUUCUCAACUGGAAUCAGAAAUUAGGAAUUUACACUGCGAAAAGGAAAUAUUGGAAAAGAAAAAUAAAGAUCUACAAGAACAAUUGGCCAAAAGUUCUGGGACAGUUCUUUAUUUAGGUCAGCAAGUAAAGGAUCAGGAAAGCCAAAGAGAAGAAAUCCGUUUCUGCAUGAACAGCAUAAAAAAUGAAAACAAGUGGGUCCGUUUCUAUACAGGUUUUGAUGGUUAUGAGCAUCUCAACGAUUUUCUUGGCUUUCUCACUGCUGACCCAAAACUAUGUACUGGCAAAAUUCGGAAAAGAACAGAGGUAGGACCUCAAAGUGCCCUGAACUUAGAGGAUCAACUACUUUUGGUUCUUACUCGAUUACGCCUUGGCUUAUUGCUUCAAGAUCUAGCCUUUCGAUUCAGAGUGUCAGAAUCCACAGUUUCUCGGUACUGGUUAAACUGGACAGAGCUUUUACAUGCACGACUUACACAGAUUCCAAUUCUGUACAGCUCGAGAUACCUUGACCCUUUCGAACCAAAAAGAAAUAUACAACAUCAAGGCCUGAACUGUACAAUUCUGGAGUGCACAGAUCUUUUUUUUGAAGUCCAAGCAAAGGAUCGUGUUAAAGCAGCUUCUACACACCCAUGCAGAAACCAUUAUUUACGACGUGGAUAUGCCAUAGCCUCUGCCAAUGGUUUCAUUACUUUUUCAUCUAGCUUACCUUUUGGAAUAGCUACAAAGGUGAUGGACGGCCAACCACAAGAAGAACUAGAUGGUGGAAUAAGUCCACCCUUGAAACUGCCACCAUUCAUGCAAAAUGUUCCAAUUGGCCUGACACAGGAGCAGCAGGAUAUGAGCAGGCAGGUCCUUAGUCUUUUAAGUCUUAUUGACAAAGUUCUAAAUUUCCGCUUUCUAAAGGGAAUAUACCCCCAGAGUAUGGAAAUGCAGGUUGAUAGAGCUUGGGUAAUUUGCUGCUACUUGGCUUGCCUUUUGCAUGAUCCAAUGGGAUUAUUGUAAAGUACUCAGCCGUUGCAUCGUAAGCAGUUGAAGGUUUAGUUUUUUUGUUACUCAUUUAAUUUAUUUGUAAA
Pelobates fuscus (common spadefoot toad) is the source of this 1627-nucleotide messenger RNA. RefSeq lists its product as uncharacterized. Lineage: Eukaryota; Metazoa; Chordata; Amphibia; Anura; Pelobatidae. The transcript is spliced from 5 exons. The record is from RefSeq and is a predicted model, not a curated record. Bases 156 to 1556 code for a protein of 466 amino acids.